AUGGCAACCCUCAACCCCUCCCAAACCCACCCCCAAAACCUCACCACCACCUCUCCGGCCAGCUCCGUCCCGCAACCCCCCAACCCCCUCAACCUAGCCGCCGCGGCCGCCAUGGCCGUCACCAGCACCAGCGCCAGCACCACCAGCACCAACCCCUCUCAACAUCCCACCGAACCGCAUCAAACCCACUACCACCACCACCACCACCACCAACAACACCACCUAGACCCCUCAACCCACACCGACAACUACCCGCACCAGAUCACCGGCUCCGGCGGCCCCACCGCUACCGCCCCGUUCCUGCGCGACUUCAGCCUCGUCGCGGAGGCAGCCAAGCGGGCGCAGAUGUCCGUCAUGGUGCGCGAUCUGGAGAGUGUGACGCUAUAG
Aspergillus aculeatus ATCC 16872 is the source of this 387-nucleotide messenger RNA. RefSeq lists its product as uncharacterized. The transcript has a single exon. Lineage: Eukaryota; Fungi; Ascomycota; Eurotiomycetes; Eurotiales; Aspergillaceae. The record is from RefSeq and is a predicted model, not a curated record. Bases 1 to 387 code for a protein of 128 amino acids.